Molecule: messenger RNA, 900 nt
Organism: Caenorhabditis sp. 36 PRJEB53466
Lineage: Eukaryota; Metazoa; Nematoda; Chromadorea; Rhabditida; Rhabditidae
Source: the annotation of a GenBank genome assembly
AUGGUACCACGGGGGGAAAUCCGUUUGUACCGCGUGAUCCGUGGAGGCGAUCAGUCAAAUCAGCAGAAAACGAGAAAGACGUACUGGGAAAAGUACUGGGAGCUGAAAUGUGUUCGAGACAUUUCAAAGGCGGUAGGGAAUCGAAUCCUUCCUCUUUUCAGAUAGGAUUUUCCAUUCAUGUAAACUUUUCCAGAGAUCUACUGUUUUCAUCUUCUUCUGCUACAUGUUCAUGUUCUCUACGGCCGAGUACACCGGCACCAUGCAAUUGGUAUACUAAAAGGAACUACCGUAAUUCUUUCGUCUUCUUUUUUGCAGGGUUUUCGUUGCGUUGUUGCUCAAAUCAUCAUCACCAGUUUCACAGUUCUCAGUGCAAUGUGUCUGGAUCAUGGAGUUCAGCAACUCAAGCUUGCCUUCAUGAUUCCGUUCAUGUCAGUCGUGGUAAGAGGCAAAACAUGUUCCCAGAAGUAUUCUGACUUAUUUGUAACAUUUUUUCAGAUGGGCGCUCUUUCCUGCUACAUUUGCUUGUUUGCUGGCAUAAUUUUCACGUUUGCCAGUAUUCCAGCUUACGAUUACGUUCUCUUAGGUAAGGUCACGAGUAGAAAUGUUGUGUAAACCACCACUGACCAGCACCAACACCCACCUUAAGCCGAGCACCGUCUAAUUACAGCCUUCCACAUCUUUCUCUUCGUCGUUACGUCAAUUGUCACCUUUUCGCUGGCGAAAGCCACUGAUAUUUUGUGGCAAGCGUUUUUCACACUUGUGGAUUUGAGUGCCAGCGAGGGAGUGCUCGAGAAACUACGUAGCAACGCGCCGGUUGAGGAAAAGGACGAUGUGAAGAGGAAGAAGAAGAAGAACGGAGAGACGAGAUUCAUUCUGGCGGCGAGGAGAAUUCUUCGUUAA